CAGUUCGUGGCAAAUAUGUUUUCUCAACGUCGUCAGAUACAGAGUUUCUUAAUCUGUUUAAAGUUUAAACAAUCAUUUAUCAAAUCUAUGUCGAGAGUGAUCAUUCUGAUCGUAUCUAUUCUGUGAUAUGAUCUUGUACUGUUAUGUUUUAGAAUUUAUAUUAUAGACAUUUUUUCACUAAUGGAGAUUGGAAACAGAUAUUUGAUUAAUAUUGUUGGCCAUUUAAAAAAUACUAAAAGUUGCUUUAUCAUAGUUGAACAAUUUAAUAAGGAUGCAACAACAUAUUUUUUAAAAUAUUACAAACAUCUUUUAUCGUUUGAAAAUGAAAAAUGUGACGAUUGGUUCAAAAAUUUAGAUUGCCCUCGAAUAGAUGUUGGAAGGGCUGUUAUUACUAAAAUAAACAAUAAAAAAUGGUUUCGAGGCAUUAUUUCAAAAUCAAGUCAUAAAGGUUAUUCACCUGAGCUAUAUUUGAUUGAUUCACAGAGAUUUACAGAACAAAGUGAUAAACUAGAAUUAAGAAUAUGUCCUUUAAAGUUUUUACAAUUAUCACUACCUACUUUUUACGUAGAUCUGAAUCUAUGUUUUGAUGAUGAAAAUGUAAAGAAUGCUCUAGAAAUGUUGAUAACCCAAAAUCAACGUGGUAAGAUAAGUUUUUGUUUUACUCCAAGAAACAUCGAAGGAAAUGUUUAUCAUGGAGAAUUUGAAAUUUAUGAAGAAACUAAUAACUCAUAUAGACCACUAAAAAAACUCAUAAAGCAUUUUGAUUCAAAAAUACAUUAUAAUGACAUCAAUGAAAUCAAAACAUAUUCUUCUAAAAAGACUUAUAAUCCUCUUAAGUUUAAACACUUGAAAUCCAUUUUUUUGCCAAAGGAUCCAUAUUUAACUGAUAUUUUUGAAAAAAAUUUAGUUUUGAGUUUAAUGGAUUUGCAGUCAUUAGAUUCAUAUGAAAAUACAUCACAAUCAUCUUUAUUGAGUGAAAGUUCGUCCAAAGAAUCAAUUUAUAGUAAUCAUGGCACUAAUGUUACCAUAGCCAACAAUAAAACAUGUGAUGUAAUACCAAUCCACAAUCAAAAUGAUUAUCUACCAUUUUUAUCAAAAAAAAAAACAUUUAAUAAUUUGUCAUCCUCUUCUGGAAGUGAUUAUAGUAGAUGUUCUUUACAUUCUUUGUUACAAAAAAAAUCAAAAAGUCAUCAUGGUAAUGUGAACAACAGUGAUGUUUUUAAAUUUCAAAAUGUUUCUUUAGAAAAAUCUCAAUUUGAAGUUGAGUGGUCAGACUCAUCAGAAUCGAUUCAUGACUUACAGAGUACUAUAGAACCAAUAAAUAUAUCUCAAAAUACAUCUAGCAAUGACACUGAAAUUUGGUGGUCUGACUCAUCUGAAUGAAUUAAUAAUUUCAUGGCACCUAUGCUAAAUUUUUUUUUGAAAUUAUUUUAUAUUUUUAAUAUUUUAGCUAUUGAAAAUAUUAUUUAAUUUAAUAAUAAAUAACUAUUUUUAUUUUAUGAAAAAAGGGGAAAUUAGAAAAAAGUUUUGACAUGUCUUAUGAAUGACAAUAUACAUAUAUAUUAAUUUUUAAUCAAAUUAGUGUUAUGAACUACUAAAAAAAGAAAAAGAAUAUAAAUGAAAGAAAGAAUUAUUAAUAACAAAAACAUUUUUGUUUUAAAAUCAUUAUGGUUUUUGCUUAUUUUUUUUCCAAGACUCAUUUUAUAGGCUGCUCUGAAAUUGUUUUUAAAGUUAUGGAUAAUACCUCGUUUUUAAGUAAAUUAAUGCCCCUAUCAAAUUAUAGUUUUUUUUUGGGGGGGCAGACAAAAAAAUGAUUUAGUUAAAUUAGCAAAUAAAAUAAAAAAAAUAGACAAUUUUUACACAAACCUCAUACUUUUUUCUUUAACUUUGAUGUCUGUUUUCACAUCGAAGAUAAGUGGUGGGGACAACUCUUUUUUCAAAUUAAAGCGUAAUGCAUAAGCUUUAAUAUAAGAUGUAUGUAAAAGUACAGUAUUUCUGUAUCAUUUUCAGAAGUUAAGUUGAACAAAUUCUAUUUUUUAUACAAAAAUGUGUUAAAGUUUUAAUCUCUGCCUGUAUGAAGGGAAAUGAUUCAAUUAAAUAAAAAUAGGAAGAAAGGGAAAUAUAUUAAGUAUUUAAAAAAGUAGAGUUUUUUUGAUUCAAACAUUUUUCAAAAAGUUAUAGCAAUGUAAAGUUAAAAUUAUAAAAUAUGAAAUUAAAAAUUUUAACAUAAAAAUAGCACAUUUAUUAACCAUGACAG
Daktulosphaira vitifoliae (grape phylloxera) is the source of this 2257-nucleotide messenger RNA. RefSeq lists its product as uncharacterized. Lineage: Eukaryota; Metazoa; Arthropoda; Insecta; Hemiptera; Phylloxeridae. The transcript is spliced from 5 exons. The record is from RefSeq and is a predicted model, not a curated record. The coding region runs from base 181 to 1383 and encodes 400 amino acids.